Messenger RNA from Nerophis ophidion (straightnose pipefish), 1632 nucleotides. Its product is annotated as gastrula zinc finger protein XlCGF28.1-like. The coding region runs from base 35 to 1513 and encodes 492 amino acids. Gene Ontology annotation, molecular function: RNA polymerase II cis-regulatory region sequence-specific DNA binding; DNA-binding transcription factor activity. The record is from RefSeq and is a predicted model, not a curated record. Lineage: Eukaryota; Metazoa; Chordata; Actinopteri; Syngnathiformes; Syngnathidae. Gene Ontology annotation, biological process: regulation of transcription by RNA polymerase II. The transcript has a single exon.
UCUUCUCUCUGAGCAACAGGAGUGGAGCUCCAGGAUGGUGAAGGAGGAGCCUCAGCCCUCUUACUUGAAAGAGGAAGACAAGGACCCACUCUUCCUCCAUUUUAAAGAGGAAGAGGAGGUACCAGAGACCCCACACUUUAUAAAGAAAGUGAAUGAUCCACUGACCCCCAACAUUAAACUGAACAAGGAGGAACCACUGACCUACCACUUUAAAAAGGAAGAAGAGGCGCCACAGACCUCCCACAUUAAAGAAGAAGAGGAGGAACACAGCCUUAGUCAGGAGGGAGAGCAUAUUGCAGGACUGAUGUUCCCAGUGACUGGUGUCCCUGUGAAGAGUGAAGAUGAUGAGGUGAAAGGUGAAAGUGAGGAGAGGGGAGGCGGGGAGCCUCCAAGCAGCAGCUCAACACAACACAUGACAACAGAAGCUGAUGGAGACCACUGUGGAGGAUCACAAGCAGACAAGCUCUUAGCUCCACUAUCAGAUAGUGAGGACACAACGUCACACUCUCCUGACACUGAUGAUGAAGACUCUAAAGAUGAUAAGACAUGUCACACUGACAACACUCACUUCACAUCUUCUCACUCUCACAAAACAUUUAAAUACCAUAGUUAUCUGAAAAGACACAUGAGAACACACACUGGAGAAAAACCUUUUAUCUGUUCAGUCUGUGGUAAACGUUUUGUUCGAAGUCACAAUGUGAAAGUGCACAUGAGAACACACACUGGAGAAAAACCUUUUAUCUGUUCAGUCUGUGGUAAACGUUUUGUUCGAAGUCCUAAUGUGAAAGUACACAUGAGAACACACACUGGUGAAAAACCCUUUUCCUGUUCUACCUGUGGUAAAGGUUUUAUACAAAGUCAAUAUUUGAAAGUGCACAUGAGAACGCACACUGGAGAAAAACCUUUUCCCUGUUCAACCUGUGGUAAAGGUUUUACACAAAAUCAAUAUUUGAAAGUACACAUGAGAACACACACUGGCGAAAAACCUUUUUCCUGUUCAAUCUGUGGUAAAGGUUUUACACAAAGUCAACAUUUGAAAAGACACAUGAGAACACACACUGGCAAAAAAACGUUUUCUUGUUCAAUCUGUGGUAAAGGUUUUAUACAAAGUCAAUAUUUGAAAGUGCACAUGAGAACGCACACUGGAGAAAAACCUUUUCCCUGUUCAACCUGUGGUAAAGGUUUUACACAAAAUCAAUAUUUGAAAGUACACAUGAGAACACACACUGGCGAAAACCCUUUUUCCUGUUCAAUCUGUGGUAAAGGUUUUACACAAAGUCAACAUUUGAAAAGACACAUGAGAACACACACUGGCAAAAAAACGUUUUCUUGUUCAAUCUGUGGUAAAGGUUUUAUACAAAGUCAAUAUUUGAAAGUGCACAUGAGAACGCACACUGGAGAAAAACCUUUUCCCUGUUCAACCUGUGGUAAAGGUUUUACACAAAAUCAAUAUUUGAAAGUACACAUGAGAACACACUGGCGAAAAAACUUUUUCCUGUUCAAUCUGUGGUAAAGGUUUUGUACAAAGUAACAGUUUGAAAGUACACACUAGAACACACACUGGUGAAAAAUCACAUUCUUGUUCAAUCUGCAACAGCAGCUUUUGUGACCGAUCAACCCUUGUAGCACACA